Otolemur garnettii (small-eared galago) is the source of this 627-nucleotide messenger RNA. RefSeq names its product chromosome unknown C4orf45 homolog (gene SPMIP2). The record is from RefSeq and is a predicted model, not a curated record. The transcript is spliced from 5 exons. Lineage: Eukaryota; Metazoa; Chordata; Mammalia; Primates; Galagidae.
AUGUGUGACCUUCAAGGCAUCCUGAUUGGGGUUCGUAUUUACUUUUUCCUUUUUUAAGGUCCAGAUUACAUAAAGGACCAUUUACCGAAAAUUCAUCAGCAUACUUCCUGUAUAGGAGAAAAUCGUCCAGUGUUAGAAAAAACCGGAGAUCUCCAAUAUCUCUGGAGGCCUGCUCCACAUAGAAGCAUGCCCGCCCAAUAUAAACAUGAGUAUGUGGGCGAAAUCGGCUGGGGAGUGCAAAAGUAUAAUUUCAUCAACAAAUCAAGACUCAGGAGCGGCUUUCAUAUCAAGGAGGGAGAACUAAAUCAAGAUGCUAUUGAUAAAAUAUCCCACAGAUAUCAAAACCCAUGGCAACCCAAACCUCAGGUCCUGGACGUGCAAGGAAAAUACAGUCGUGCUUUUAUGGCCUGGCACGUGGGUGAUUAUGAGGAUACCAACCAGAGAAAUUCCAAAUGGGCCAUGCUUGUUAAGGAGAGUAACUCACUGCCAGGGAGACCUGCCAAGUCUUCACUGCUGCCAAAGCUGCCAAUACAUAAAAAGCACAAGGUUUACCGGCAGGGACUGGCCAUCCCCUUGGCUUCCUUGGCUGAGAAAGCACUCAACCGGGAAAUGGAGGGGAAUCUCUAA